AAUCGUCUCCAGCAGGCGAGGGGUUAAUCGAGGUGCGGCGACAGAAGGAAACUCUCGUGUGGGUUUGAGCUCUCGCGAGGUUUCAUUGGGCUGUGAACAUGGCGGACGCGGAAGGAGAGACUCUGGAGUCCUGGCUCAAUAAAGCCACUAACCCCUCCAACAGACAGGAGGACUGGGAGUACAUUAUAGGAUUCUGUGAUCAAAUCAAUAAAGAAUUAGAAGGUCCACAGAUAGCGGUGAGGUUGGUGGCUCAUAAAAUCCAGUCCCCACAAGAAUGGGAGGCAGUUCAGGCAUUGACAGUGUUGGAAGCUUGCAUGAAGAACUGUGGAAGAAGAUUCCAUAACGAAGUUGGAAAAUUUCGAUUUUUAAAUGAAUUAAUCAAAGUAGUCUCGCCCAAAUACCUUGGUGACAGGGUGUCGGAGAAGGUGAAGAGGAAAGUCGUUGAAAUGCUGUACAGCUGGGCAGUGGCCCUGCCGGACGAAGCCAAAAUUAACGAGGCCUAUCAGAUGCUGAAGAGGCAAGGUAUUGUAUCCUGUGAUCCAGAGAUACCUGUAGAUCAGACUCUCCUUCCAUCACCCCCGACACGCCCCAAAAACCCAGUGUUCGAGGAUGAAGAAAAGAGUAAGCUGCUGGCUGAGCUGCUGAAAAGCAAAAACCCAGAGGAUCUGCAGGAGGCUAACAGGCUCAUUAAGAACAUGGUGAAAGAGGACGAAGCCCGGAUGCAGAAGGUAACGAAACGCGUGAACGCACUGGAGGAGGUCAAUAACAACGUGAAGCUCCUCAAUGAAAUGCUGACCCACUUCAACAGAGAGGAGUCUUCAGAAGCAGACCGAGAGCUUAUAAAGGAGCUGUACGAACGCUGUGACAAGAUGAGACGUAAUGUAUUCAAAUUAGCCACGGAGACGGAGGACAACGACAACAGUUUAGGUGACAUCCUCCAAGCAAGCGAUGAUCUGUCACGUGGAAUAAAUUCCUACAAGAAGAUUGUUGAAGGACAGGCUGUCAAUGGAGAGACUGACCUUCCUGGAUCAGCAAAUACGGACAGUAAAUUCGGCAGUAAGGGUAGCAGAAACACAGAGACCCUGAUUGACCUGGAUGAGCUCGACAUUCCCAGCCCACCCUUUUCAGAGCCAGCUCCGCCUCCUGCACCCGCUCCAGCCCUAGUCCCAGCAAAUCCGCUGCUGGCCCCAGCGAUCCCAGUCCUACCCCCUCCCCCUCACCUGCAGGCUUCCUCUCGGAGCCGAUCCUCCAGUCAGACCAAGAACACAGCCCCCCAGGCCAGCGGCGCCCUCUCCCUGCUGGACGAGGAACUGCUCUCUCUGGGGUUAAAUGAUCCAGUACCCACUUUGACUAAUGGAAAGGAGGGUACACUUAACAGACAGUGGACCACACUACAGGCCUCCGACAGCGGGUUAGACUUCUUUAACAGCAAGCCUCUGUCUGCUGGGCCGAUGUUCCCUGCAGCCCCUGUGUCCCGCAUUGCUCCUUGUAGUUACCCGGCCGCUCCCUCCCUGCCCAAGUCCGGUCCGGCCCCGUUCCUGUUCCCAGGGGCUGGGCUGCAGGCAGCACCUCACUCCGGGAAUCAAGCCUUGCAGGAUCUCAGCAUGCUGGACCUGGGGGAGCCAGUGGGGCUGCCUGCCCAGUUGAAACCGGAGCCCAUGUUCUGUCUGGGAGCUUCCUCCAAUGCUGCUUCCACGUCUGUCUUGGGGUUCCCCGGUCCACCCGCCACCACGGCCUCCCUUCCUGCUGCAUGCAUGGGCACCCCUGUCUCCCACGCCAUGGUCCAGGCCAUUGCUUCCUCAUCGGCCCCCGGCAGCCCCCUCUUCCGCUCCCCUUCCCCCCUCCACCCGACGCUCCAGGGGAGCCCUGCAAGGGGGCCCGAUGCUUCACUUGCCAGUGUUCACGUGAAGCUGGACUCCAUCAAACCCAGCAAGGUCCUGCCUGUUACAGCCUAUGAUAAGAAUGGGGUUCGGGUGCUGAUGCACUUCUCUUCAGAGUGCCCCCCAGGUAGACCGGAUGUGCUGGUGAUUGUGGUGUCGAUGCUGAACACAGCCCCCCUCCCCGUCCAGAACGUAGUCCUGCAGGCUGCAGUGCCCAAGUCGAUGAAGGUCAAACUGCAGCCCCCAUCGGAAACAGAACUGGCUCCUUUCAACCCCAUCCUGCCCCCAGCCACCAUCACACAGGUCAUGCUGCUAGCAAACCCAAUGAAGGAAAAGGUGAGACUGCGGUACAAGCUGACGUUUACACUGGGUGACCAGGUCUGUACAGAGGCCGGAGAAGUGGAUCAGUUUCCACCGGCCGAAAAAUGGGGUUAUCUAUAGCACUGGCACUGAAGGACGGGACCCCCCAGACACAGUAAUGGAUGGGACUUUGUCGACUUCAGAUAGCUGAGACAGAAUCAAUGCAUUCAUUAAUGUUUUUCCUUAGAAGGCAAGUGCUAUUACUGCUACAAAAUCCACUGUGUAUCCUCUACUUGUGUUUUCAUUUGAUUUAUUUAAAUUCAAUUUGUUUUUUUUUUUUUAAAACUCUGUUCCCCUAAACUCUUAGCCCUUGGCUUCACAUGUAGAAAGGCUGGAUUUGCAAGACAGGUUCCAUUAAUGGGAGACCCCACUGAACUGUUAAAUCCCAGAGUGUGUGUAAGGGUGAGGGGAGAAAAUGGUUUUAAAAGAGCCUAUCUGCAACUGCGAAAGAAAUCCCCCCGGAGACGCGGAGACCGCUGAAGAGGAACGUACUGCUUGGCUCCUGCCGAGUGGCAGGAUAGCAUGUGAUACAUUGCACAGGGUGCCAAAAAAGUAUUUAAUAAACUUCAUUUUUUUAUUUUUUCAAAAUAAUGCUGGGUAGGAAUUGAAGUACAGCAAUUGCUGCUGUACAGUAACUGUCAGUCUUGUGUAGAGAUGGUGCUGUGACUGAUUGGGGACUGUACGUUCAGAGGAUCUGUCUGCAAGAGGUUCUUGUAAACCAGAUAUGAAGUCACGGGGCAGAUGCAUCUCUUAAGAGCUGCUGCUGUUAGCAAAAUUAGCUACACUUAACAUGUGAAAGUUGCUGUCUAUUUAAAAUGUAUUUACAUUCCUUCCUGUUUAAGGAUAAGCAGGUCCAUUUACUUUGUCUGGGAUCAAGGUUAGGUAUCUUUAGUGUUUAAGAGAAUCAGAGGGGUUAGUAUCAGUGAAGUGUUCAUCUACAGCCUUGGAAACAAAUGGAAGAAGCACCCCUACAGUCAUUUCCAAGCACCAAUAUCAGGCAAAUAGAAAGCUUUUUGAACUCAUAAUGAAGUGGCAAAUGUAUUUAAAAGCACUAGGACUUAAGAAUUGCCUGGAAUUGUAUAGGCUGGUUAUUUUGUCAAACAGGGUCAGUAAUAGUCUUCUUGCUGUUGCAUAUCAAAUAUGAAUUUUUUUUCUUUUUUUUUUUUAAAAGCAGCAGCUUAAUGGAGAUUGAGACACACACACACACUGUUAAGGUGUGGGGCUCUUCACUGUUGUCUGACAUUCAGUUCAAAUCCAACUUCUUUCAAAAAAAUUGCAGUUAAUAAUAAAAUGGAGUAUAUGCUUUGAAUACAUGGCCUUACAUUUGCUUAGCCUGUACCACAAUGUAUACGUAACACUGUUUAAUUUUAACUUAAAUGUACCUCAGUUGUUUGCUGCUAGUUCUGUAACAUUAGCACACACCUCUAAUAGCACACACUGUUAAGGUGUGGGGCUCUUCACUGUUGUCUGACAUUCAGUUCAAAUCCAACUUCUUU
Polyodon spathula (Mississippi paddlefish) is the source of this 3736-nucleotide messenger RNA. RefSeq names its product ADP-ribosylation factor-binding protein GGA3-like. The record is from RefSeq and is a predicted model, not a curated record. Gene Ontology annotation, molecular function: ubiquitin binding; phosphatidylinositol binding; small GTPase binding. Gene Ontology annotation, biological process: vesicle-mediated transport; intracellular protein transport. Gene Ontology annotation, cellular component: trans-Golgi network. NCBI's taxonomy places the organism in Eukaryota, Metazoa, Chordata, Actinopteri, Acipenseriformes, Polyodontidae. Bases 99 to 2321 code for a protein of 740 amino acids. The transcript has 17 exons.